This is a messenger RNA of Dermatophagoides pteronyssinus (European house dust mite), 1868 nucleotides long. RefSeq names its product calcitonin gene-related peptide type 1 receptor-like. Gene Ontology annotation, molecular function: G protein-coupled peptide receptor activity. The record is from RefSeq and is a predicted model, not a curated record. Gene Ontology annotation, biological process: cell surface receptor signaling pathway; adenylate cyclase-modulating G protein-coupled receptor signaling pathway. Gene Ontology annotation, cellular component: plasma membrane. NCBI's taxonomy places the organism in Eukaryota, Metazoa, Arthropoda, Arachnida, Sarcoptiformes, Pyroglyphidae.
AUCAACAUCAACAUCGUCAUAAUCAUAUUACAGUUGAUGAUUGGCAAUCAAUGUCUGAUAAUUUUGCUAAUCAUUAUCAACCACAACAAUCUAAACAACAAUCAAAUCAACAAUCAAAACAACAACAAUCAAAUCAACAACAAUCAAAUCAAUAUGAAUAUAAAUCAUUAUCAUUAACAAAAGUAUCAAGAUAUUGUAAUCAAUAUGGUAAUUGGGAAUCAAAUGCAAAUUAUUCAAUAUGCGGUUUAGAUAAUGAUAAAUUGUUUCUGCUAACCACCGAUCAAUUGCAGAAAAUCUAUGAAAUUCGUGAACGUAUGAUACAUAGCAAAUUUACACAAAAUAUUGAAAGUGAAAAAGCAUUUAUCGAUUGUAUUGAUAAUGUAUUAUCAUUACCAUCAAAUUCUGAUUUGGCCAAACCAUACUGUGAACGUACAUUUGAUGGUUGGACUUGUUUCAAUGAUACUCCAGCUGGUGAAGUAUCAUAUUUUCCUUGUCCAGAUUUUGUAUAUGGAUUCAAUUCACAAAAUCAAGCACAUAAAACAUGUACAAAAGAAGGAAAAUGGCGUGUACAUCAUGAAACACAUGUACCAUGGACUAAUUAUACAUCUUGUGUUGAUAUUCCUGAUCUUAAUUUUCGUAAUAUGAUCAUCAAACUGCAUAUUGUUGGCUAUUCAAUAUCAUUGGUUGCAUUAUUAAUUUCGAUAACAAUUUUUGUUUCAUUCAAAACAUUAUCAUCACAAACCCGAAUACGAAUACAUAAAAAUCUUUUUCUAAGUUUUAUUAUCAAUAAUUUUAUGUGGAUCAUCUGGUAUUUAGUAAUACGAGAUGGAAAUAUUCUAUUUGAAAAUGGUUUUUUCUGUCAAGCAUUACAUGUUGUAUUACAUUAUUUUCUUGUUUGUAAUUAUUUUUGGAUGUUUUGUGAAGGCCUUUAUCUACAUACAAUAUUAGUAAAUGCAUUUGUAACGGAAGAAAAAAUACUUAAAUGGUUUUAUAUGAUUGGUUGGUGUAUACCGAUUAUAUUUGUUUCAGCAUAUGCAACAUUUCGUGCAAAUUCUACUGAUGCUAAAAAUUGUUGGAUUGAUGAAAGUCUUUAUACAUGGAUAUUAAACAUUCCGGUUAUUAUAUCAUUUGUGUUAAACAUAUUUUUUCUUAUCAAUAUUGUUCGUGUACUUGUUACAAAAUUACAAGCUGUCAACACUGCUGAUGCACAUCAUACAAGGUAUUUUUGUAAUUCGGUUCGAGCUACAUUAAUAUUGAUACCAUUAUUAGGCCUUAAUUAUAUAUUAACACCAUUUCGACCAGAAACAAAUGAUUCAGCAGCCAGAAUAUAUGAAAUAUUUUCAGCUAUUGUUUUAUCAUUACAAGGAUUUUGUGUUUCAAUGUUGUUCUGUUAUUUUAAUGGAGAGGUUUUAACUGUUUUAAAAAAAAGAUGGAAUCAAUUUUUAAUCGUCAGAGGUUAUACACAUAAUCAUCGUAUUACAUCACAUCAUGGUACUGAAAUAUCGAUAAAUCUUUCGGAUUAUGAAAUGACGAAUGACAAUUAUUCUCAUCAUCAUCAUCAUGACCGCAAAAAUGGUAAUCAUAAAAACAACAGCAAAAACAACAACAACAACAACAAUGAAUUGAUGCGUCUAAAGAAUUAGAGAAUUUUAAAAAGAAAGCAGAAUCAUCAUCAAGUUGAUUUCAAAUCAAGUUUUUUUUUUGUGAAUAGCAAUCAUCAUCAUUGUGAUUAUCAUGUGAUUCUUUUAAAUGAAUAUAGUAAUCCUAUUUAUUUACUAAUUUUGAUUAAAGAAAAGAGAAGAGAAAAGAAAAUCCUUGCGAAAUUCGCAAAAUCCAAAUCAAAAAAUGUACGAAAUGGCUGGCAAUUU